GAAUCUUUUUUCUCCCAAAUAUUUCAAAUCCCAAUAAUGAAAUCCCCCUCACUCUGACAAAUUUUAACCUUUUGCGUAAUUUUCUCUGGACCUUUCAUAACCAUACGCAAACACAAUCCAAACGCAUCUCAUUAAUUUUUCCCUCGGCAUUUCAUUUCUUUUUUUUUUUCUAACCCCAUCUUCUUCUCCUCUUAACAAAAUGGCCUAAUGGGGUUUGCCUUUGUUGCUUUGUUUUUGCUCGAUCUUGAAAGCAUUCUCAAUUUGGCUACAUGGGUUUGCUUCUGCUGUUCUUGAUAGUCUAAACUACCAGUCAGGCUCAAGUGAACUUCAAACUUCUUCGGUUGGCUCUUCUUCUUCUUUCCCAUCUACCCAUUUACAUUUUCUCUCACUUUCUCUCUCAACAAACACUAGUCUUCCCCUCUCUCAUAGUCCAAGAGUCCAACACAAAGUUCACAGUUCAAAGUUCAAAACUUUGGACAUUUUCUCUCACUUUCUCUCUUGCCAAACACAAAGUUUAAACCUUAAGUCUUUUUGGUCACUUUCUCUUUCAACAAACAUUAUGAAACCACGGUUUGUCUUUCAAUGACAUGGCUUUUUAGGUUGAUUAAUAGCCCCAAGAGUUAAAGCAAUACUUCAAAGUUUAAAGCUUUAGUCUUUUAAGGCAAACAAUUUUCUUUUUUCCUUCGGACAUUUUCUGUCACUCUCUCUCCUACCAAACACAAAGUUGAAGAGAAUAUAGUUUAAAGUUCAAACCUUUAGUAAUUUAACUCAUAAAACAAGCAAUGCCCGCCACUAUUGCCACCACUCUCGUUUUUAUUCUCAUCUCUCUUGUCUCCGCCACCGCCGGCAACCAUGACCACCGCCGUCACCUCCUGCACCAACCGUUCUUCCCGGUAACAACAACUGCUGUUGCUCCCACGCAACCCCCCUCACUUUCUCCACAAUAUCAGUUAAGUCCCCAACAACAAACCCAACCCAAGUACCCAUUUUCAACAACACCCCCAAACCUUUCAAACAAACCAUUUUUCCCCUCCUUUCCUUCGCCUCCUACACCGCCGCCUCCCUCCAUUCUCUCCACCUUUCCCGCCAACAUCUCCUCCCUCCUCUUCCCCCACCCUCGCUCCUCCUCGGCCCACCGCCACGUCAUCGUCCUCGCUGUGUCUCUCUCCCUCCUCUCCGUUGCCAUUCUCAUGGCUGUUGGCGCCACCGUCCUCUACGUCCGCAGUAGACACCGCCCUGGAAAAACUUCAACUUCCGACAGCCAACGUCUUUUCCCGCCAAAUCUGGACCCGUCGGACGGUACCCAGAAAGCCACCGUGCAACGCCAACAACUCAGUGUCUCAACUUCAGACCCUCCAAGUACUUCUUCGGAGUUUCUUUAUCUGGGCACGUUAGUGAACGCUCGUUCACAAGAGCAUGAUGCUCCAACUGCUGCUGCAAAUUCAGGCCACGUGGCGUCCAAAAUUGGGGUAUCUUUAUCUUCUUUAUCUGUGUCUCCAUCUUCUUAUCAGAAACUCGGGUCGCCGGAGCUGAAGCCGUUGCCACCAUUGCCGAAACACAACCCUAGUUUCACCAGUGGGGAGAUGUGUUUCAGUAAAGAAGAUGUGAAAUGUGAAGCUGAAGAAGAAGACGAUGAAGAAGAAGAGUUUUUUUCGCCAAGAGGGUCUUCAGGGCGAAGAGAGAGUCCGGCUUUAGCUCGGGUCGGCUCAAGUUCAAGAAGGGAAAGUCAUCAUAAUCUUGAAAGUAGAAGCUUUAGUUCAAGAACGGCUUGGUAUCCUCGUUCAAAUUCUUUUUCGCCUUCAGAUUCUAUCACCAGUUCUUGUCACUCCCCGGUUUUGAAGGCGGCAAGGCUCGCUGAGAAUGUUGAUAAAGUUUCAGUCUUUUCGUCCUCUGCGUCGUCAAGAAGUGAUUCAGGAGAUUCCAGGAAUUCGCCUGAUAGAGUUUCGAGCUCUUCAAGGAAGAGUAAGCAAUCACCUUCAAUAAAUGGAAGUGAGUUCAGGCCAUUUGUUCCAGUUAAGCUGCCCCCACCGCCACCACCAAUGCCCCCACACCGGUUCUGGGAGGUUCCAGUGGCUCCUAGGACGAUUUCAGGACCUCCUGUUCAUGUGCCGCCUGCAAGGCCUGUUGUGAUGCAACGAUCUGCACCUAAUGAGAAGUCUUUGAAUGAGACUGUUGAGAAGAGUGAGGAGCCACCUAGGCCAAAGUUGAAGCCUUUGCAUUGGGAUAAGGUUAGGGCGAGUUCUGAUCGAGCAAUGGUGUGGGACCAGUUAAAAUCAAACUCGUUUCAAUUGAAUGAGGAAAUGAUUGAGACAUUGUUUAUGGUGAAUAACUCGGCUUUGAAUGCAAAAGAUAAUGGUUGGAAACAGGUUCUUCCAACUCAGAAUCAGGAGAAUCGGGUGCUUGAUCCAAAAAAAUCUCAAAAUAUUGCAAUUCUGCUUAGGGCACUCAAUGUUACCAUUGAUGAAGUGUGUGAAGCUCUUUUGGAAGGCAAUUCGGAUACGCUGGGCACAGAGCUCCUUGAAAGUUUAUUAAAGAUGGCUCCAACCAAAGAAGAAGAACGGAAAAUAAAAGAGUUCAAAGAUGAAUCGCCGUUUAAGUUAGGUCCUGCUGAAAAAUUUCUCAGGGCAGUGCUUGACGUGCCUUUUGCAUUUAAGAGGAUAGAUGCAAUGCUUUAUAUUGCUAAUUUCGACUCUGAAGUUGAGUACCUUAAAAGGUCUUUUGAAACCUUACAGGCAGCUAGUGAAGAGUUGAGGAAUAGCAGAAUGUUCCUGAAGCUUUUAGAAGCAGUGCUGAAAACUGGGAACCGCAUGAAUGUUGGCACUAACCGUGGAGAUGCACAAGCCUUCAAGCUUGACACACUGCUCAAGCUUGUAGAUGUUAAGGGAACUGAUGGGAAAACCACUCUCUUGCAUUUUGUUGUACAGGAAAUCAUCAGAGCUGAAGGUUCUCGUCUUUCUGGUGCCAAUCAGGAAAAAAAAGCAGAGAAAACACAGCAGUCUUCUUUCCAGGACGACGUUGAAUUUAGGAAGCUUGGCCUUCAGGUUGUUUCGAGUCUGUGUGGGGAGCUCACCAAUGUGAAAAAGGCUGCUGCUAUGGAUUCUGAUGUGCUUAGCAAUGAAGUUGGACAACUUGCUGUGGGAAUCGGAAAGAUUAUGGAAGUAGUGAAAUUAAAUGAAGAAAGUCUAACUAAAGAAAGCAGUCGAAAAUUUUCUGAGUCAAUGAAUGCCUUCUUGAAGAGAGCAGAACAGGAAAUUGUAAGUGUCCAAGCCCAAGAGAGUGUAGCUCUCGCUAUGGUAAAGGAAACAACCGAGUAUUUCCAUGGGAACUCAGCAAAGGAGGAAGCUCAUCCAUUCCGGACUUUCAUGGUUGUAAAGGACUUCCUUUCUGUCCUUGAUCAGGUAUGCAAGGAAGUUGGCAAGAUCAAUGAGAGAACAAUAUACAGUUCAGUCCGACCUAUGCCAGCAAAUUCGACAAUGCUGCCUGCUUUCCCUGUAGGCAGUGAAAGGCAACAUCAUGGUUCCUCAGACGAUGAAGGCUCAAUUUCAUCUUAGUUUAUGUUCUUUGCCCCAGGUGAUUCGGCACUUGUGUUGAAGCUCACCACGGUGCUUUCCAAGUAGAUGCCCUUUUUUGUGUACUUACAUAUUAUAUAAUAUAUAUAUAUAUUCUCAUACAGGAUUUUGGAAGUGUUUAUCUUGUGUAAUAUAGAAGCAGGGAAUCAUGUAAGGAAGUAAUAAGGUAGUAUUUGCCAGAUUGUAAAUCUGUCAGAAUCUGAAUCCAAGCUUCUGCAUUUGUGCAGUAAAAGAAGCAUCAGCAAUGGUUCCUAUU
Molecule: messenger RNA, 3825 nt
Organism: Mangifera indica (mango)
Lineage: Eukaryota; Viridiplantae; Streptophyta; Magnoliopsida; Sapindales; Anacardiaceae
Product: formin-like protein 2
Exons: 4
Coding region: 783-3551 (922 amino acids)
Biological process (GO): actin nucleation; actin cytoskeleton organization
Molecular function (GO): actin filament binding
Source: RefSeq, a predicted model, not a curated record